CUGCCGCUCCUGGAGCUGCUUGUGUGCUCGUUCGGUGCGGACCUGGUACCUCUUUUGUGAAGCGGCAGUGAGGAGACUCCGGCGCUCGCCAUGGCCGACGAAAAGCCCAAGGAAGGAGUCAAGACUGAGAACAACGAUCAUAUUAACUUGAAGGUGGCGGGGCAGGAUGGUUCUGUGGUGCAGUUUAAGAUUAAGAGGCAUACACCACUUAGUAAACUAAUGAAAGCCUAUUGUGAACGACAGUUGGAAAUGGAGGAUGAAGAUACAAUUGAUGUGUUCCAGCAGCAGACAGGAGGUGUCUACUAAAAGGGAACCUGCUACUUUACUUCAGAACUCUGUUCCUACAGACCAAGAAUACAUUCUUAAUUAGAAAACUGCAAUUUGGUUCCACCACAUCCUGACUACUACAGUAUAGUUUUCUCUAUUCUUUCAUUUUCCCCUUCCCCAUUCCUUUAUUGUACAUAAAGUAACUGGUGUAUGUGCACAAGCAUAUUGCAUUUUUUUUAACUAAAUGGCCAAUGAUAUGUUUUGAUUGACAUCAAAUGGAGAUGGGAUGGGGAAAAAUACUGGUUCUGUGAAAUUAUCCCCUUUCUCCAUUAGUGGCAUGCUCAUUCAGCUCUUAUCUUUAUAUUCCAGUAAGUUAUUUUGCUCUCACUGUUUUAACAAAAAACAAAAAACAAAAAACAAAAAAACCUGAACAACAUAAAAAUCCUUGCAUACCUUGUUCGAUUGGAGAAUUUUAAUGUUUUUCAUUUAUCAUUGUAAAACCAAGGACAAUUUUAUAACUUUUUUGUACGUAGCUGUUACAUGUAGGGCAAUCUGUCUUUAAGUAGGGGUAA
Molecule: messenger RNA, 839 nt
Organism: Sciurus carolinensis (gray squirrel)
Lineage: Eukaryota; Metazoa; Chordata; Mammalia; Rodentia; Sciuridae
Product: small ubiquitin-related modifier 2-like
Exons: 2
Coding region: 91-306 (71 amino acids)
Biological process (GO): protein sumoylation
Cellular component (GO): nucleus
Molecular function (GO): ubiquitin-like protein ligase binding; protein tag activity
Source: RefSeq, a predicted model, not a curated record